ACAUCUCUUUUUCACAUUUGGCCAUCUGCACUUCUCCACCGUCACCGCCCUCACUCCCUUAAAUAUAUCCCCUGCGAUAAACAUUAUAAUAAAACCCCCAAAAUCCCUGGCAGUUGCUUACUCUGUAUAAAGAGAUAGUUAUAAACCCAUACUCUCCCACCUGUUAAACUGAAAAAUUCAAAGAAACCCUCACCAGAAUCAGCAAAAGAAACGAUUUUGUAAAUUCCCCAGAUGGAGAUGCAUACCAUGAUGCCCGAUCAAGCCAAUGCCGUGAAAGAAGAACCGGUGGUGUAUUUUCUCGAUGACGACGCUUAUAGCAUCCCGGGCGGCGGCGGAGAUAUGUGUUCAGUUCCGAAACCCGCUGAGGGGCUGAGGGAGAUGGGCCCGCCGCCGUUCCUGAGGAAGACGUAUGACAUGGUGGACGACCCGAACACUGACCCGGUUAUAUCAUGGACCUCGACCCGGAGCAGCUUCGUUGUCUGGGACCCGCACAAGCUAUCCACUGAUGUUCUGCCCAAGUACUUCAAGCACAACAAUUUUUCCAGUUUCAUUCGCCAGCUCAACACAUAUCGGUUCAGGAAAAUAGAUUCAGACAGAUGGGAAUUUGCGAACGAAGGGUUCCAGAAAGGGAAGAAACAUUUGCUGAACAGCAUCAAGAGGAGGAAACACCAUCCGCAGAUGAUCCAGGCGCCGCCGCCAGCAGGCGUGGUGACUCACAAGUGGUUCGACUCUUGCAACGAGUCUCAGGCUGAGCUAUGCAAGCUCAGGACCAACCAAGAUGCGAUGAGGACUGAAAUCAUGAGGCUAAAGCAACAACAGGAGACGACGAACAACCAUCUCGCAAUGGUGAAGGAGCGGUUAGAGAGCACAGAGAACCGACACAAGUACAUCGUCUUCUUCGUAGUCAAAGCUUUCAAGAACCCUUUCUUCGUCCAGCACUUCACCGAGAAAAUGAGGCAGAGGAACGCUGGCGGCGGCUGCGUGAGGGCGGCGAAGAAGAGAAGAUUGGUUGACGGGACGAUGAGUAGCAGCACUAAUCAUCUUCCCGGCCCCCAAGAGGAAUUGGUGAUGCUUCAAUCUGAGAUUCAGACACUCUUCUCUUCCGAGGAUUCGAGUAGCCCCGUCCAGGAACAACAUAAGAUGAAUAAUAAUAGCAACAUGAAGAGCAACAACAACAACAAUCUUGCAGGAGCAAUAGGGAGUCCCGAGAUGAACUCUGAGAAUUUCAUUCUGUGGGAGAAGCUGGUUGAGGACGACAUGAUCUAUGAGAACAACGAGGCCGAGACCGCUAAACAACACUCCGAGAUCGUCCACGAGCUGGAGAAUCUGAUCGCCAGGCCCCCGGGAUGGCGUUGAUGGUAUGUAUGAUGGCAAGUGCAUUCCUGGGAAGAAGAAGCCGUGGAGGGCCCGCAGCAAUGAAUGAAAAAUGAAGAAAUGGGGAAGGCGGGAUGAUGUAUUUAUGAUGUAUGAUAUUGUGAUAUGGUUUGCUUCAAUCUCUAUAGUUUGGACUUUGGACACAAUGUAAAUAUUUAGGGCGGUGUGCAGUAGUAUGAUAUAUGUUUGUAGUUUUUCAGUUCACGUAUAGUAUCGUAUAGUGAUAGAACAGCAUGUACUCCGUAUAUGUGUAAGUACCUCGUCAUAGUGUUGUACAAAAACAAAACAGUGUCACGUUUUAAUGUUUUAUCCUUCUCGUCAACACCCUA
Messenger RNA from Cuscuta epithymum, 1703 nucleotides. The record is from the annotation of a GenBank genome assembly. NCBI's taxonomy places the organism in Eukaryota, Viridiplantae, Streptophyta, Magnoliopsida, Solanales, Convolvulaceae.